CGCCGCUCGCGCCAGCAUCUCAUUCAGACGGGAUCCGGCGGCAUGCCUCACUGCUGACGUUUUCUCAUGUGAAACCCGAACCCAGGCUGCUGUCAGGAGCCUUUAUGUCUCUUUUCGGUCGCGGUUGGGUUGGGAAAUGCCUGCAGGAGAGCGUCCUCGUCGUGUGGACGCCGUGCGCUCGAUGCUGUGCCUCAUCAUAGCUGGUCUCCAGUGCGUCUCUGCGUCUGAAGGUUGCGUGCACAGCGUAGGAAAUCAAGAGAGCAGGAGCAUCUUUGAGCAAAUUGAGAGUUAUGAGAUCACUUAUCCCACUUGGCAGCAUCCUUUCAGGCACAGGAGGUCUGCCAGCAAGGAGCACCCAGCAGAGAUCCAGGUUGUGGUCACUGCAGAGAGUCAGAAUCUCACCUUACAUCUGAAGAAAAAUGAGCAGCUGUUGGCCCCUGGAUAUCAGGAAAUAUGGUACAACCCUAAUGGAGCUCGACAGUCAUCUUUUCUUGCAAACACUAGCCAUUGUUUAUACCACGGUGAAGUUUUGGGCAUUGAAGAGUCCAAUGUUGCCGUUAGCACUUGUUCGGGACUCAGGGGAAUGAUUUCGAUCAACACAAGCCUCAGCUACCUCAUAGAACCUCUUCAUAACUCCACGAAUACUCAGGCGCACGCCAUCUUCCAAGCCAAGAGUUUCCGCCUCUCCAGAGGAAGCUGCCUGCACUGUCAUCGCACUAACGAACAUGGAGACACGCUCAAUGACUUCAUUUAUGGAAUGAUGUCACCAUGGAGGACGAGGAGGAGGGACAAAAGGGAGUUGGGCCAGAACACCAAGUAUGUGGAGCUUCUGCUUGUGGCUGACAAAGCUGAGUUUCAGAAACACGGUUAUAAUCUAGAGAAGACCAAAUUGAAGUUACUGGAAGCAGCCAACUUGGUUGACAAGUUUUACAAAGCUCUGAACAUCCGGGUGGCAUUAAUUGGUCUGGAAAUAUGGACGACCCAGGAUAAGAUCAAUGUGUCUGACAACCCUCACAGCACUUUAGCAGCAUUUUUGUCCUGGAGACGAAAGCAGCGUCAAAUUCUCCCCAAUGACAACGCUCAGCUUAUCACAGGCAAGUCAUUCCAGGGUACCACCAUCGGCCUUUCACCUCUUAAAGUCAUGUGCUCCGACUACGAGUCUGGAGGAGUAAACACGGAUCAUUCAGAUUUAGCAGUUGGUGUCGCUGCCACUAUGGCUCACGAAAUGGGCCACAACUUUGGCAUGACUCAUGACACGAAGGGCUGCUGCCAGGCCAAAGCUGAGGAUGGAGGCUGCAUCAUGGCUCCCGCCACCGGGCAUCCGUUUCCACGCGUUUUCAAUGACUGUAACCGGAGAGAGCUGAUGAGCUUUCUCAGCUCCGGGGGAGGAAAGUGUCUCUAUAACUUGCCAAACACAAAAGCAAUGUAUGGAGGCCAACGGUGCGGCAAUGGCUAUCUGGAGGAGGGGGAGGAAUGUGACUGCGGGGAGGAAGAAGAAUGCACCAGUCCCUGCUGUAAUGCCAGCAACUGCACUCUGAAAGCAGGAGCCGAGUGCGCCCACGGAGUCUGCUGUCAUAACUGUAAGUUGAAGAGUCCUGGCGUUCUGUGUCGACCUUCCUCUGGUCCCUGUGAUCUGCCAGAGUACUGUGAUGGAAAGACAGAGUCUUGUCCUGCUAACUUUUACCUGAUGGACGGUACAUCGUGUGCAGAUGGGAAGGCAUAUUGUUACACAGGCAUGUGCUUAACGCUCGAUCUGCAGUGUCGGUCACUCUGGGGAGGAGAUGGACGUUCAGCUCCAGACAAGUGUUUCACAGAAGUUAACAAAGCUGGGGACAUGUAUGGGAACUGUGGCAAAGAUCUGCUUGGGAAAUACAGGAGCUGCACCGACAGGGAUGCUAAAUGUGGCAAAAUCCAGUGCUCCACAUCAGCUACCAAGCCCGUUGGGAACAACGCUGUGAUCAUUGAAACCUCAAUCACUGAUGGCAAAAAGAAAAUUUACUGUAAGGGAACCCACGUGUACAAGCUCCCCCACGGAGACCCGGAACCACAGACUGAUGCCCUGGACCCAGGCCUGGUCAUGACGGGGACCAAGUGUGGCGAUAACUCGAUUUGUUUCCACGGAGAGUGCCGCAAUAAUUCCUUUCUUAAAGCUGAUGAGUGCAACUCAAAGUGCCACGGACACGGGCUAUGCAACAACAACCGCAACUGCCACUGCGACGCGGGCUGGGCGCCACCUCAAUGUGACCAAAAGGGGUCAGGAGGGAGUGUGGACAGUGGACCUGUCAUCAGCCAAAGUAACCUCCUGGCAUACCUUCUGCCUCUUUUUCUGGCUCUUAUUGUGUUCUUGGCUUCUCUUGGACUUUGGUGCCACAGAACACAUAAGCUCUUCCCACUCAAAGUCCCCGCACCAACUCCUCCACUGUCAUGUGCAGUCACAGUUGAAGAGAAGCCUGUGCGUGCUGUCAACCCGACUUUCUUACAAAAACAGCAGGAUUCGCCAAAUGCGGCUGGUCCGUCCCGGCACAGAAAUGCCAUAGUGCGUCCAGCAGUGAAGCCUCCUCCGAUACCUCCAUAUACCGUCAACCAGAAAGGCCAGACCUCACAUCCUCACGCUGAGCCAGUUGCUUGCUCUUCUAGUCAAAGCUCUCCUCAGGGUCACACCCCAUCUGCUUGUAAACCAUUCCCGAUAACCCCACUUCUACCAGGACCUACACGUUUACCUCCCCAGACUGCUAAAAACCGAUCCCAGCCCUCCUUAGGAACAAAAGAACUCAGGCCGGACCCACCAAGAAGACCUCCACCACCUUGUCCCACAAGGAAAGGGGACCAACAGAAUGUAAAAGGCCUGGAGGAGACUGGUGGUGCUCCUAAUAGAAGAAAAGCCGCUGUGGCUCCAUCUGCUGGACAGAAAAAAACUUGCAGAACAUAAGGCAAAACCUUCAGGACAUACUGGGCUCAGCCUCUUACAUCCAGCUAUGGACUGCCUCAAGCUGCAUAUUAAAAAAGGCUGCAGCACUGUGCUAUAAAACAAAUACUUGAUACUGUAUUUACACUGAUGUGCAUUGAGAGGAAAUUGAUGUAAUUAUAAGAAGUUGAUAAUCUCCUUACAAUCUGUUGGGUUCAAUGGAAGGCUCCUUGUUUGCAAGAUGAUUUUUUGUUCUGCAGCUGUGAAUUGAAACUCAUGUUGUAUUGGCGCCCCAGCUGUAAAUGGAAAUGUGACGCUUUCAAAUAUGUAGUCAAAAUUCCUGAAAAAACAAAAAUGUUGUUUACAAAGCAGCCUGUGUACGAAGCAUGGUGCCUCUUGGAGAAGCGUCAGCUGAAAAAAUGUGUCUUAUAUUAAGAAAAUAUGGAAAUACUAUUAUUAUUGUGCCUAUUAUGUAUGAAAAAGCAUAAAUAGCGGCUUUGAACUGGACCAAUGGAAACCAGUGAAUUCCAUUCAUGCAUGCUGCAAAUCUAAUAUGCUUAUAUAAAAGAGAUACAUGUCUUAUAUGAUGCAUAAUGUGAAAGACUUUUAUAUGAUGUUUUUAUUAUGAUUUGAGUUUGUGUUUUUAUUAAAUGUGCACUGCUUGAAGGGUGUUUUUUUUAACUUUCUUCUUCCAGAUGGUACUAACUUUUACUACCUGUAACCUUUCUAGUUAAAUAAUGAAAGUUCUUAAAGAAUGUUUAAAAUCUAGAUACUUUUUUUAAAUUUCAGUUUUAGAGUAGUCUGUCAAUAAUUUCCUAACAACUUGUUCUGUAUUUGCACAAAAAUAAAAUCUGCUUGAUCGAAAAUGCUGUAAAAGGUCUCUUGUAGCAGAGAAAAUGCUUGAAGCCAGGCUGGUGUCACAGCACUGGGGUCUGUCUGAAAACGUUUUUUCUUAUAGUCUGUAAUGUGAAAAUACAGUCUAAACUGCCAUGUUUUAGUUUGUAUGACCUAUGCAAACUAAAGGGAAUGUUCAGCCCUGUGUCUGGAAGCAGGAAAUUAAUAAAAAUGUAAAAA
Molecule: messenger RNA, 3979 nt
Organism: Oryzias latipes (Japanese medaka)
Lineage: Eukaryota; Metazoa; Chordata; Actinopteri; Beloniformes; Adrianichthyidae
Gene: adam19b
Product: ADAM metallopeptidase domain 19b
Biological process (GO): membrane protein ectodomain proteolysis
Molecular function (GO): metalloendopeptidase activity
Source: RefSeq, a predicted model, not a curated record